AAGACAAGUUAAUCCAAACAGACAUGACGGCAGUAGCAACCGCAUCCUGUCACCUCCUCCCCGUUCUCCGUUCACAACCGCCGUUACCGUUACCGUCGUCUUCUUCCUCUUUCAUUUCAUUUCUCAAACCUUUCUUUCUCCCUUCUUCCAAUAUUACCCUUCGACGACUUCACUAUAAUGCACCUCUACCCAAAACCCUUCCCCACUCUUUCUUAUCCACACCCUCCUUUUCUUCCCGCUCUUUUUCCUACACCCCCUUCUCCGCCGUAAUUGGAGAUUCAUCUCCGAACUCCACAGAAGACGCAUCGGAAGAGGAAGAAGAAGAAGAAGGAGAAUAUGAUGAAAGAGAGAAUGUUGAAGAUACAGAAGUGGUGGAUUCGACUUCGUCGCCGUUGGUGGGAAAGAGGGAAGAUAGAUUGAAAUUGAAAGUGCCGAGUUUGAGUGUGAAGGAAAGGAAAGAACUUGCGUCUUAUGCACAUAGUUUGGGGAAAAAGCUUAAUACACAGUUGGUGGGUAAAUUUGGUGUUACUCCCAAUCUUGUUACUGCUUUCACUGAUAACCUUGAAGCUAAUGAACUUCUCAAGAUUAAAAUACAUGGGAGUUGUCCAGGUGAGUUAGAUGAUGUUAUGAAGCAGUUGGAAGAAGCAACUGGCUCAGUGAUCGUCGAUCGGAUUGGUCGAACCCUUAUUUUAUACAGGCCUAGUCUCUCCAAAUUGAAGGUAGAAGAAAAGAGGAAAGAAGUUCAGAAACUUUUUCUCAAAAAACAACGUAACCGAAGAGUAACAAUAGACAGGAGUAAGACACAAGCACCCAGAUCAUCAAAGCGAGGUUCAUCAUGGAAAGCGAGAAGCAGGAGCUCAUAAACAAGUUAUGAUUUUUUCUAGCUUUGAGAUUGAGAUUAAAUCAGUAGAUUUUAUAGCCAUGAAUGGAUUGCAGUUUGUUAGUAGAUUUUACAUAGUGCUUGUUUGGAUAUGUGGCGCCAAACAUUUUCCCGCACCCCAACUACUUGUGACUGAAUGUUGCUUAAGAGAAUGUUGCUUCCAGUCGAUAAAUCUUGGUUGGUAAACUGCAUUUGCUCACAAAAAUGAUAAACAAUUAUUGACUCGCAUGCUACAAUUAAGCUCACACAAAAGAAAAAAAAAUCAGUGACCCAUACAUUUGAAGUGAUGCCCGCUCUCUUGCAAUUUGCAUAUUUUUACUAGCUUUAUACAUUACUAUUUGUACUGUUUUUUUUUUUUUUAAAAUUUACGUGUAUGUUUUUUCUUCUAAGUAAAAAGUGUUGGCAGAUCGGUAUUUUA
This is a messenger RNA of Vicia villosa (hairy vetch), 1298 nucleotides long. RefSeq lists its product as uncharacterized. The record is from RefSeq and is a predicted model, not a curated record. Gene Ontology annotation, molecular function: RNA binding. Lineage: Eukaryota; Viridiplantae; Streptophyta; Magnoliopsida; Fabales; Fabaceae. The transcript has 3 exons. Bases 24 to 863 code for a protein of 279 amino acids. Gene Ontology annotation, cellular component: chloroplast.